AUGAAGCUGGAGGUGUUCUCGCAGCACUACGAGGACAAGCUGAGCGCCGGCAGCGACCAGGAAGGCAGCGGCUCCCUCUCCCCGGCGCCGGCUGAGAGCGAGCUGGGCUCGGACGGCGACUGCGCCGCCAACAGCCCGGGCGGCGGGGCCGGGCGGCCGGGGCACCCCCCGCCGCCGCCCCCCGCCCCGCAGCCGCCGCCGCCGCCGGCCGAGAGCGCCAAGGGGAAGCCCUACACGCGGCGGCCGAAGCCGCCCUACUCCUACAUCGCCCUGAUCGCCAUGGCCAUCCGCGACUCGGCCGGCGGCCGCCUGACCCUGGCCGAGAUCAACGACUACCUGAUGAGCCGCUUCCCCUUCUUCCGCGGCGCCUACACCGGCUGGCGCAACUCGGUGCGCCACAACCUCUCCCUCAACGACUGCUUCGUCAAGGUGCUGCGCGACCCCGCGCGGCCCUGGGGCAAGGACAACUACUGGAUGCUCAACCCCAGCAGCGAGUACACCUUCGCCGACGGCGUCUUCCGCCGCCGCCGCAAGCGCCUCAGCCGCGCCGCCCCGCCGCCGCAGCCCGCCCGCCCCGCCGCCGCCGCCCCGCCGCCGCCGCCGCCGCCGCAGGAGGCGGCCGGAGCGGGCGCCGCGUCCCCCGGCGGUUCCCCGCGGUGCUGCUGCGCCUCCUCGCCCUGCAACUGCGCGCCGGGCCCCGCCGCCAAGGAGGCAGCGGCGGGGGCCGGCGGGGCGGCGGCGGGCAGCGGCGGCGCCAAGUUCUCCAGCUCCUUCGCCAUCGAGAGCCUCCUCCGGCGGCCGGCGGGGCCCCGCGCCGCCCCGCAGCAGCCGCCGCCGGCGCACGCCCGCCUCCUCUGGCCGGCGCCGCCCGUGCCCCCGCACCUGCUGCCCGGCCCCUACCCGCUGCUCCCCUACCCACCUGCCGCGCAGCCCCCGCCCGCCGCCGCCCUCUACGGAGGCGGCCUCCUGCAGCUCUGCGCCUACGGGCUGGGCGAGCCGCCGCCGCUGCUGCUGGGGGGCGGGCGGCAGGCGCUGGCCCACGGCGAGCCGCCGCCGGCGGAGCGGUCGCGGGCGCCGCUCUUCCCCGCCGCCCUCCCCAAGGGCGGGCGGGGGCCGCCGCCCGGCUCCCCGCUCUACGGGUCCCUCCGGCUGGCCGGGCCGCUGCAGCCGGCGGCGGGGGGCUCGGCCUCGUUCCAGCCGUACGCCGUGGAGACCCCCCUGGCUUAA
Molecule: messenger RNA, 1227 nt
Organism: Gavia stellata (red-throated loon)
Lineage: Eukaryota; Metazoa; Chordata; Aves; Gaviiformes; Gaviidae
Gene: FOXQ1
Product: forkhead box Q1
Exons: 1
Coding region: 1-1227 (408 amino acids)
Biological process (GO): regulation of transcription by RNA polymerase II; anatomical structure morphogenesis; cell differentiation
Molecular function (GO): RNA polymerase II cis-regulatory region sequence-specific DNA binding; DNA-binding transcription factor activity, RNA polymerase II-specific
Source: RefSeq, a predicted model, not a curated record